CAGAUGUGGAUGCUACUUCUUCUGUUGGGUGGAACUUUGGUUCUUUUUUUCUCAAAUGCUAAUGCAUCAGUCGGGAUCGAGUUGAUGGAUACUUCAGGUGGUUUCUGUGAAAGCGAAAGAUUUGGUAGAAUUCCUCUGAAUGAAACCAAAUUUGACGACGAAAAUUGUCUGAAAAUCAUGUGCAAAAAUAACAAGCUUGUUAGAUUUGGCUGUGGAAAAGUGUUUAUUGAAAGUAAUCGGAGCUGUGAGGCGAAUCCGAAAAAAGGACAGUAUCCAGAGUGUUGUGAUAUAGUUCUUUCAUGCAAUUAGUAAGGAUUCUGGAAAAAAACUUAUUCUAAAAUAUUCAUUCGAAAUUGGGAAAUGGAUGAGCUUCUUCCGAUACUGGCGCACCAUGC
Argiope bruennichi is the source of this 395-nucleotide messenger RNA. RefSeq lists its product as uncharacterized. The transcript has 4 exons. The record is from RefSeq and is a predicted model, not a curated record. The coding region runs from base 4 to 309 and encodes 101 amino acids. Lineage: Eukaryota; Metazoa; Arthropoda; Arachnida; Araneae; Araneidae.